Molecule: messenger RNA, 615 nt
Organism: Lasiosphaeria miniovina
Lineage: Eukaryota; Fungi; Ascomycota; Sordariomycetes; Sordariales; Lasiosphaeriaceae
Exons: 2
Coding region: 1-615 (204 amino acids)
Source: RefSeq, a predicted model, not a curated record
AUGCAUUCCACCACCCCUCGCACCCUCCUGGCAGCCCUUCUCGCCCUGCCGCUAAUAGCACCAGCGACGGCCUCGCCAGUGGCAACAAUAGCUACAGAAGAAACAGCAGCAUCUGAGGGCGGCUGCACGGCGGCGUCGUUCGGGGCGUUCGCGUGGGGCGUGCGCGGGUUCGACUUCCACGCGUCGUACGUCUUCACGACGCCCGCGCACCAGAACUCGUGGGGAUAUGCCAGCUUCAACCUGUCCAACCUGGCCGACGGGUCCGUGGCCGCGUGCGCCGCCGCCAGCAGCCAGCUCAGCGACUUCUUUUAUGGCAACCUGGCCUACGCCUGCACGUACCCUGCCGGGUCUGAGAGCGGCGGCAGCGCGUCGUUCGACUUUAACCGCGCGACGGGUGCGCUGCGCGUUAAUCAGUCGUGGACGUGUCGCGACGAGGAUCCGCAGUAUCCGACUACUUUUACGGGUUAUGGAGCUGUCAACUUGAAGCUCGACUGCACAGACACGCAGUACACCAACCCCAACUGGACCAUGGGCCAGAUCUACUCGGAUCGCGAGAUCAAGUGCAGCCUCGUUGAUGUUGACGUUACGCCGUACGAGCUGACGGCCCUUGCGUGA